Messenger RNA from Arvicola amphibius (Eurasian water vole), 4867 nucleotides. It is a transcript of the gene Klf9, whose product is annotated as Kruppel like factor 9. Gene Ontology annotation, molecular function: DNA-binding transcription factor activity, RNA polymerase II-specific; RNA polymerase II cis-regulatory region sequence-specific DNA binding. The transcript is spliced from 2 exons. Lineage: Eukaryota; Metazoa; Chordata; Mammalia; Rodentia; Cricetidae. Gene Ontology annotation, biological process: regulation of transcription by RNA polymerase II. The record is from RefSeq and is a predicted model, not a curated record. Bases 920 to 1654 code for a protein of 244 amino acids.
UCGUCCCUAGGGACGGGUGUAACCGCCUAGGGGAAGAUACGUCCCCAAGCCACGCCAGCCGGCACGUGGGCCGGGAGGCGUGGGCGCGCGCGCCGACCGGGCGGCAUUCGCGGGGAUGCGCAGCCCGGCUCGGAGCAGUUUCCCUUUUAAAUGUCAGCGUUCGGGACUGGAGGGGCAGCACGCGGCGGCGGAACGGAACGGUCGGAUUGGCCGCGCGCCGUAGUUCUAGACGCACCUCUCCACCGAAGGGCCCUUCUGACUGGCAGGGGGAGAAAGUAAACAGAGUUGAAUCACCCUCCCCACUGGCCAAUUGGAGGGGGCCUGGAUUGUGACGUGAUGGGAUUCUGCGAAAUUGUUACUGAGCUGGAGAAUGCCGGAGCGGCGCGGCGCGGCAGGACCAGGGGCUCGGUGGCCGUCGGCGGACGCGGGAAGAAGUGUCUUCUAAGCGCGGCGUCCCGCUCGGCCCCCGCCCCCCGCGUCCGCGUACUCGGCUGAUGCCCCGGGGCGUGAGCUCGGCGGAGAGACGGCCGAGGGCGUGCGCCUGCCUGGCAGUUGUCUUUCCCCGCGACUCGGACGCGUUUGCAGUCGAAUAAACUUGCGACCGCCACGUGUGGCAUCUCUCCAAGGAGGCGUCUCAGGAGGAGGGCGCGCCCGUGGUGGGAUCGCGCGGGGCGCCGGGCAGGGCGGCGGCGACAGCGGCGGAGCCGGCCGCGGCUGCUGCGUGCGGAGGCGCAGCCGGUUACGUAAAGAUGAGGGGCUGAGGUCGCCUCGGCGCUCCCGCGAGUCGCGAGCUCCCGCGCCCCCGCCCCCUCGGCCUCGCCGCACCGGGCUCGUCGUCCGCGGCCAAGGUAGGGCGAGCCGAAGCUCCGCAGACACCGUCAAGUUUGGCCGCACCGCCUGGGGUGCCGUCGCCCGCACCAUGUCCGCGGCCGCCUACAUGGACUUCGUAGCUGCCCAGUGUCUGGUUUCCAUCUCCAACCGCACCGCGGUGCCGGAGCAUGGGGGCGCUCCGGACACCGAUCGACUGCAACUACCUGAGCGCGAGGUGACCAAGGAGCACGGUGACCCAGGGGACACCUGGAAGGAUUAUUGCACACUGGUCACCAUCGCCAAGAGCUUGUUGGACCUGAACAAGUACCGACCCAUCCAGACCCCCUCGGUGUGCAGCGACAGUCUGGAGAGUCCCGAUGAGGAUAUAGGAUCCGACAGCGACGUGACCACCGAAUCUGGGUCGAGUCCUUCCCACAGCCCGGAGGAGAGACAGGAUUCUGGCAACACGCCCAGCCCGCUCUCCCUCCUCCACUCUGGAGUGGCUGCGAAGGGGAAACACGCCUCCGAAAAGAGGCACAAGUGCCCCUACAGUGGCUGUGGAAAAGUCUAUGGAAAAUCCUCCCAUCUUAAAGCCCAUUACAGAGUGCAUACAGGUGAACGGCCCUUUCCCUGCACGUGGCCAGACUGCCUUAAAAAAUUCUCGCGCUCAGAUGAGCUGACCCGCCACUACCGGACCCACACUGGUGAGAAGCAGUUCCGCUGUCCGCUGUGUGAGAAGAGGUUCAUGAGGAGUGACCACCUCACCAAGCAUGCCCGGCGUCACACCGAGUUCCACCCCAGCAUGAUCAAACGAUCAAAAAAGGCACUUGCCAGCCCCUUGUGAGGUGCUUCCCCAUGGCAGCCAGGCAGAGAUGGUCCCCGGAAAGACAAAGCUCCCAGGAAACAGAUGGACACAUGGAAGCCCGCCCCAGCCAAGGCGUGCUGGUCACAGGAGGUCACUACUCUUUGGUCACUAUUCUGAUACUCUCCCUGUACUGUUUCCAAAAAGCACAUGGUAGCCUAAGAUCAAAGUCAACAUUUGGUCCCCUUGCAGAGGCAACUUGGAACCGUCUCUUGACUGUUGGAGGGCAGGCAAAUGCUUUUGGUAUUUUCUUCUUUGUUUUUGGGGGGUGGGCGGGAGGGGGGGCAAGGCCAAGACUCGGGGUAGGCGUUUGAAGAUUCACACUGGUGUACAUACGUCUGACUGGGUGAGUUGACCCCUGGCCUCCCACAGUGACUCUGGGUCCUUGAUGCUUGUUGACUCUCAGAAUCGUUUCCUUCUCUUUUAAUGUACCGACCAGCGUGUUUCAGUUUGUUUAGCGGAACCACUCUCCUGAAUCACUUUAACGUUUGAGAUUUAAAAAAAAAAAAAAAAAAAAAAAAAAAAAACCCUCCAUAGCACAGCCGUCUUUUAUGCAAGCAAGAGCACACCUACUCCAGCAUGAUCUGUCAUCUAAAGACUUGAAAACAAACAAAAAAAGAGUUACUUAUAGUCAAUGGAUAAGCAGAGUCCGAAUUGACACUAAUCAAGACAGACCUUCGCGAGGUCACGAUAGUCCGGAGCUUUCCAGCCCUGCUUUGUAGGACUCGUACUAUCGGAACAUAAACCGCACUUUCGUUUUCUAAUACCGAGGGUGAGUAAGGUAAAUACAUGCUUUGAGGGUAGAAGCAGACGUUCUGUUUGGCACCACGUUAUAAUCUGCUUAUCUUUACAGUAUACUCGUUUCCCUGAGAACCCGUAGCAGAGAUGUGAGGGCAGAAUGUAUAAAACACAUGCUGAGGAGGAAGAGGAGGGGGGGGAGGUGUUUUGAAAGAUGCAAAAAAUGAGCAAACAGUUUGAGCUUUCAUGAAUUUGUUUGAAUUUCCCCAUCCUUUCAGAUGAUGUCAUCUUAUUAACUCUCAUGACACAGACCAAGAGCUUUCGGCUCUUUCUAGUGUUAGUUGAUAAAUGGGUGCAUAACCAUCGCCAGGCCUGGAAUGCCUGUUUUUGUUUUUGUUUGGGGGGGGGAUGUUUCUUGGUCGCCUUCCUGUGUUCCUGUGAGACUCCUACUAUGAGGUGUAAGAAUUAUAUCAAAGGAAAGGGAGCUGAAAGAUGGAAAAACAAAAACAAAACAAAAGUUUGCCCCCAUAAGUAGUAAGUAUGAAGGGAAGACACCACAAUAACUUCAGAGGAGACCCUGCAGAACAGCCCCCUCUGGUGAGCACAGGUCAGAGACACACCUGAGUGACAUCACACCACCAGCUGUCUGCAUCCGGAGCCCUUCCACUACGCUCGGAUCUAGGUGUCUACAAUGGCCUAAACCACUAUCUCCAUCCUAUGCCAUUUACUGAAAACGGCCAGAAAAACAAACUCAGUUUUCGUAGUUUAAAAAAAAAAAAAAAAAAAAAAAAGCAAAAAAAAAAAAACAAAAAAGCGAAAACGAAAAACUCAAACGAGGGGAGUCAGCAGCGAUCGCGGGGAAAUGUUUACAUCUUCUUCCUUCAGAAAGACCACUUUCUGACGGUUUUACCUGCUAUCUAGAACAGAGAGCUACGGUGCCCUCUAGUUUAGCCAUGUGCCGCACAUGGUGUGCAAACUCGGGGUUCUCACCUACGACGAGCUCCACAUUUCACCCGGCGAGGCUCACUUCCAUCCCGGCAGCGGGCGCUCCCGCAGCGGGCGCGGGGCACAGCUGACUCUGACUUCCAGUACCACAGCCAUCAUUAGCACAGUGUUUUCUGUUUAACCAAUGGAGUCGCAUCAGGAGUUCUAUCCAGAGAACUGCUUUUAACAUUAGGGACUGGGAGCAGUCCAUGAGCUAAAAAGGAAAGUGUUUUCUCACGAGAAAACAUGUCAGGAAAAAUAAAGAACACUUUCUACCUCUGUUUCAGAUUUUGAAACGCUUAUUUUAAACCAAAUUUUAAUUUCUCUGUCCAAAAUAAGUUUUCAGGACAUCUGUUCUUCCAUAUGAAAUAGGUCAGGCUGCCUAUUUCUUCCUGAGCUCAUGGAAAGGCUAUGCAUAGGGUCCUCUGCGCGCUGCCUUUUAGUGAGUGAGGAGUUUGAGGUCGCCUAGCAACUUGCUAACUUGUAUAAAUCCAGCUUUCCCUCACAGAAAGAAAUGAAGGAAAACACAGUCGGUGAAAGACAAUCUUCUCAUUGUUUCAGGAGUGAGUCUGUAUGUGGCUCUUGCCGAAUGCUUAGGUGGAUAGAAACGCAGCAACUUGUCUAAAAAAGAAAUACACAAUUCCUUCCCAGAAGAGUUGCUACUUGCCUUUCCAAGUUGUUGACAGACACACAUUUGAUAUUCUCUUCUAUGUUCUAGUAACGUAACGUAUCAACUCAAGGCUUUUUAUUCUUUGUGAUAAGUCCUGUUUUGCGUCUCAGAACAGGAGCCAGCAUCCUAAUUAGAUUUACUACACGGAGAUAUGGUUCAAAUAGGACUACUAGAGUUCGUUGAACACUAAAACUAUGAAACAAUUACUUUUUAUAUUAAAAAGACCAUGGAUUUAACUUACACAAAUCCAAAUGCAGGAUAGUAAUUUUUGUUUACUUUUUUAACCAAACUGAAUUUUUUGAAAGACGAUCGCAGGUGUUUAAAAAGAAAGAGAAGCCGUUUUAUCUAAUACUGUAAGUAGUUGUCAUUCAUGGGCAAUAUACUAGUUUUAGAGGUAAGGUAUCUCCUCUCCUUGGUUAGGGAAGAAGAAAGCCCUUCACCAUUGUGGAAUGACACCCCUGGCUUUAAGCUCCACAUCACGCUUCUUUUGAGAAUUAUAUUUGGUAGUUACAAUUACAGAAACCAGUUAGUUUGUCAGUUUGCAGAUAGGUUUAGCAGUACUCAUCGCUCUGGGUAGAUAAGAUGUUCUUUCACAGCGGAUGAAUGGUCUGUAACACUGUAAGAUACUGAUCUUUACAACUGUUUAAUCAGUUUUAUUUUUGUACAGUAUUAGUGACCUAAGUUAUUUUGCUGUCCCGUUUUUGUAAAUCAAAUGAAAUUAUAAAAGAGGAUUCUGACCGUAGGUAUUUUGUACAUAUGUAUAUAUGUUGUCCAGAUAAAAAUAAUAAAUGAUGAAGAUUAAA